Molecule: messenger RNA, 858 nt
Organism: Trichomonas vaginalis G3
Lineage: Eukaryota; Parabasalia; Trichomonadida; Trichomonadidae
Product: KilA, N-terminal/APSES-type HTH, DNA-binding family
Exons: 1
Coding region: 1-858 (285 amino acids)
Source: RefSeq, a predicted model, not a curated record
AUGUCAACAACCGAGAACACAACAACUGCUAUCGUUCAUGAAGCCAUAAAUGAAGAAUACGAGUACAUACAGUAUAACAAACAGUUACGUCUCAUUCGUUCGGUCAAAGACGAUAUGUACCAAAUGCAAAGUAUUUUGACAGCAUGUUUUGCACCAGAUACCAAGCUUCCUAAAGACUGGUUUAGGAACCAAAGCACUAUUGAACUAUUAAAUGAAGCACAGCGAGACAGACUUUUUUCGGGGUCGCCUAAAACUCAUGAAAACAGUGAAGAACAGCGAGUGGGAGAAAAACCCCAGUCGCCAAAACUCUAUGAAAAUCGUGAAAAAUUGCCAAAUGGUUUGAGAGGCUGGUAUGUACAUAGACUUCUUGUAAAUGCUGUUGCAAUGUGGGCUUCGCCUCGUUAUGCUUGGUAUAUUUACAGACUUCUUGACGAAAUUCAUAGACAAGAACGUGAAGAGCUAGAGAACAAGCUUGAAGCAAAAGACAAAAACAUUCAGAAAAGAAUACCACGUUCGGUACCAAAAGGAAAGGAAAAGAACUAUAAGUAUAUGAUUUAUACUGAAGAGAUGGAAAAUGAAGAAGACAGAGAUAUGGUUAUGUUGCAUUUAGUCAGAAGAAACAACAAAAGCUUUUACGACCUUGCUAAGAUUUACAAAUCUAACAGAAAUUGGUUCUAUCGCGAAAACUUACCGAUUUCAAUGACACCAAAUGAAGAUGUGAAACAAAUAGUUCAAGAUACUUUACCUCAAACACACUAUGAUAUGAAAGGUUGUACAAUACUUACAUUCAAAGAAGAUUUGCCGCUACUGAAAGAAAAAAUAACAGAGUAUUUUGACAACUUCAAACAAGUAGAGUAG